AUGCAACAUGAAAAAGCAAAUAUAAUUGAGUGCUCCGGAGUCUACAGCACAAACUGCAAGGACUGUGAACAAAAAUAUAUCGGAGAGACGGGAAGGACAAUGAGUACAAGGAUCGAAGAAAACCAGCGACUAUGCAGAAAAAUGGAUACGGAAAGAUCGGAGGCAGCCGAACACAUCGCCCUUAUCUGUCACACACUUGGCUGGGAUGCAACGGAAAGACUCGACUCGUACGGGGAAAACAUCAGGAAACGGAAAAUAAGAGAGGCUGUGGGCAUCCUCUCUCAAAGAAAUCUGAUGAACAGGAGAUUAGAAAUAGGAAGAGUCAACGAUAAUUUCGUGUACCGCCUGGGCAGAACUAGAGAUUCAGCGAAGACAUCAAAAAGAAGACGCUUGGAGUCACGACAACUGUUCAACAACAUGAAGUUACAUCGCCAAGGAACGACUCAUGAGGGACGAAGGGAAGUCGAGGAAAGGUGA
Protopolystoma xenopodis is the source of this 477-nucleotide messenger RNA. Lineage: Eukaryota; Metazoa; Platyhelminthes; Monogenea; Polystomatidea; Polystomatidae. The record is from the annotation of a GenBank genome assembly.